AUGUUGAGUCUAGCAGUAAGACAUACAGCUCUCAAACACCUUUUAAAAGUAACUGCAUCUUACUCUACAACCACCACAAUUGAUCAUGAAGAAAUCACUAAGUUCAACAAACAUGGCAAACAGUGGUGGAAUGAUUCAAGUGAGGUCAAACUAUUGCUUUCAAUGAAUGAAAUAAGAGUGCCUUUUAUAAGAGAUGGUUUAAUAAACUGUGGAAUAGUAUCAGAUGAUCACAUCGAAACAUGCAAGCCUCUAUCUGGUUUAAAAGUAUUAGAUGUAGGAUGUGGUGGAGGCUUCUUAGCUGAAGCAUUGGCCAGAAUUGGUGCUGAGACAAUUGGUGUGGAUGGAAGUAAAGACCUUAUUGAUGCAGCAAUUGAUCAUAAGCAGAUGGAUGAAGAAAUUAAGGACAAUCUACACUAUGAGCAUACAUGCAUUGAAGAGUUCUCAAAAAGCCAUGAAAAUGUGUUUGAUGCAGUUGUAUCCUCAGAAGUUAUUGAACAUGUAGUUAAUAAAGAAGAUUUUGUUAAGCAUUGUGCAGCUUGUUUAAAACCAGGCGGAUCAAUUUUCAUGACAACCAUCAACAAAACUACAAUUGCAAAUGUAUUGGCAAUAUUUGUAGCAGAAAACAUUCUUCAAAUUGUGCCUAAAGGAGCACAUGAUUAUGAUAAGCUAAUGGCACCACAUGAAUUACAAAGAAUGUUUGAAGAAAAUUGUUGCUAUACACGGAGAAUACAUGGCUUUACCUACAACCCAGUGACAAAGAGAUGGUGUUGGAUACCAUCUUCAGAUAUUAAUUACGCCAUUCAUGCAGUGAAGGCCAAAGAAUAAAAUAGCAAGUAUAACCAUCAAGUCUAAUUAAAUAGUAUUGUAUAUACCUUCAAUAUAUAAUUUGCUCAUCAAA
Molecule: messenger RNA, 898 nt
Organism: Dalotia coriaria
Lineage: Eukaryota; Metazoa; Arthropoda; Insecta; Coleoptera; Staphylinidae
Gene: Coq3
Product: ubiquinone biosynthesis protein COQ3, mitochondrial
Exons: 2
Coding region: 1-825 (274 amino acids)
Biological process (GO): ubiquinone biosynthetic process
Cellular component (GO): mitochondrion
Molecular function (GO): 2-methoxy-6-polyprenyl-1,4-benzoquinol methyltransferase activity
Source: RefSeq, a predicted model, not a curated record